AUGCCACCACUUGAAGGAGGUAGUGAUGGUGAGUCGCCAAAUGAAGAGGAAUUUAAUGCACCCGAGGGUCACUUUGGGACCGCAUUGGUUGCAAGGAGAGCAUUAACUACACGUGUUAAGGAGGAAGAGCUUCAACGGGAGAACAUUUUCUACACCAGGUGCUUUGUCAACCAAGCACUUUGUAGUGUGAUUAUUGAUAGUGGGAGCUGCACAAAUGUAGCUAGUUCACUCAUGGUGGACAACUUGAAGCUGCCUACAAGGGAUCACCCGCGACCCUACAAACUCCAGUGGUUCAACAAUUCUGGGGAGGCUAGUCAUAUUAGACUAGGUAGGCCGUGGCAGUUUGACAGGCAGAAAGAAAAUGUGAGCGCUAAGGCAAAAAAAGGAGAGGAAAAAGCUAUAGAUAGCUCAACAAGUGAGGUAAAAUCCGAGGAAAAACAAAUGCUCCUGAUAAAAGCCAAGAAAGUGAGGAAGUUAAUGAGAGAUGAGCAGCCGCUUCUUAUGCUUGUUAGCAAAGAAGUAGCUCUAAAUGUGCAUGAACUUGAUACUAACAGACCUCUUGAGAUUGAUUUCGUCCCUGGAGCUUCAUUGCCAAAUCAAACAGCUUACAACCCGGAGGAGACUAAGGAGUUGCAAAGGCAAGUGGAUGAAUUGCUUGGCAAAGGAUGGGCUCGUGAGAGUUUGAGUUCGUGUGCUGUCCCAAUCAUUUUAGUGCCCAAGAAAGAUGGUACGUGGAGGAUGUGUACCGACUGUAGAGCUGUAAAUGCCAUCACGGUAAAGUAUCUCCACCCUAUACCUCGCUUAGAUGAUAUGCUUGAUGAGUUACAUGGGACUGUAUUCUUUAUCAAAAUUGAUCUCAAAAGUGGCAAGUCAUACGAUGAACACCUUGAGCAUAUUAGGGCGGUUAUGGAUGUAUUUCGACGAGAGAACCUUUAUGCCAAUCUCAAGAAGUGCAAUUUCUACACUAAUGAACUUGUGUUUCUAGGGUUUGUUAUAAGUGUGCAAGGAAUGAAGGUGGAUGAUCAAAAGGUGAAAGCUAUUCAAGAGUGGCCAACACCAAGGUCUGUGGGUUAUGUUCGAAGUUUUCAUGGACUUACGGGUUUCUAUAAGAGAUUCGUGAGGGACUUUAGCACCAUUGCUGCACCCUUGACCGAAUUGAUCAAGAAGAAUGAGAAUUUCCGCUGGAGAGAUUCUCAAGAAAAGGCUUUUACUGCUUUAAAGCACAAACUCACACACGCACCUGUACUUGUCUUACCUGAUUUCUCUAAAAUAUUUGAGAUCGAUUGUGAUGCUUCAGGUAUUAAAGUUGGAGCUGUGUUGAACCAAGGUGGAAAGCCUAUUGCCUACUUUAGUGAGAAACUCAAUGGGGUUGCACUGAAUUACUCAACUUAUGAUAAAGAGUUGUAUGCCCUCAUUUGA
Coffea eugenioides is the source of this 1419-nucleotide messenger RNA. RefSeq lists its product as uncharacterized. The record is from RefSeq and is a predicted model, not a curated record. The transcript has 5 exons. The coding region runs from base 1 to 1419 and encodes 472 amino acids. Lineage: Eukaryota; Viridiplantae; Streptophyta; Magnoliopsida; Gentianales; Rubiaceae.